AUGUCCUCACAAACUUCUCCGCGCACGCUCAACGUCCUCGUCGCACUGACUGACCCUUCCGCCUUCCGCUUCGGCUGUUCCAUCGUCGCGCGCCUAUACCGCCUCAACCAUGUGUCCCUGAAGGUUAUUGCUUGCAAAGACUUCCCCACGACCACCCACACGACUGUCCCACCCCAGAUCGAGCCCGUAUGGCACACAUAUGAUGCUGAGAACAAUACUACGCCCGACUGGCAACAUGCGGAUUACAUGGAGACCAAUGUGGCCGAGUACUGUGCCUGGGCCGAUCUGCUGGUCCUUGCACCGCUCGACGCAGAGAACCUGGCGCGUAUGCUGCAUGGUUUCACAAAUAACCUACACUUGAAAGUCCUACGGAGCUGGAAUGUCUCGAAGAAAGUUCUGCUCAUACCGGGCAUGUCCACACUGAUGUGGGAGAACCCCAUGUCGCGGAAGCAGAUUAGCAAGAUCAGGAGGAAGUGGAACUGGAUUCGCGUCCUCCCUCCCUACCUGUGGUCGUUCGACCACGCCGGUCGCAAGUACCAUUCAUGGGUCGAAGGCCACAAGGCUUUCAACGAAUCCAUACAGACGCAAGUCGAUUUGAUGGCGGUCGGCGACCGUACCGUUGCACUGCCUAUUGCUCACCUGCCCACACUAACACCUGCAAAGAGUAAAGGACCCCGCCUCCCACCCGAGCUGUGGUCCAUCAUACUCGAAUUCACAAAGGACUGGGAGCUAGCAACCACACUAAACGUCCACACAAAUUUGCCCGUGCCCAAGGAGUGGCGACAAGCAGCGAGCGAUGAAGGCCCCAAGACCCAGAUGCAAAAGCUGGAAUGGGCUCUUCUCACCUAUCCGUACUCUGAAAUCAAGAACAUGUUCGCUUCGGAGAAGCCUACCCGCAUCUCGCGCAUGUGCAUCGAACUCAUUAUGCGCUUUGCCAUGGUAACCAUCCUCGCACAUCUCGAAAAGUUCCACAAGGAACUCUUUUGGGGCACGUUUGGCCACACGUUUCUGCCGCACAAGGCUUCCGUGUUUGGCAAGACGGAGAUUCUGGAGUACUGGAGAACUUCGCCAACGUUCCUCACCAAGGAGUACUCUGAAGAAGCUAUUGACAACGCGAGCCGCACCAACUCGAUCCAAGCCCUGAAUUGGUGGUACGAUUGCGGACUAGAGCUAAGAUACACUGAAGCGGCGCUUGAGCAGGCAAGCUCUCAGGGUCAUAUUCAUGUGCUUAAAUGGUGGAAAGAGCACAGUCGUUAUAGAAGUACCGCUUCGGUCCCUAGCACCCCCGUGGAAGAGCAAGUUUCCGGUAAAGCAACCCGGGAAGAUCUGGAACUCAAGGUUGGCAAGUCCAUUACCUACGCUACCCAGUCUGGGUGUCUGCCCGCCAUACAGUUCUGGGUCGACUCUGGCAUUCCCUUUUCACAUGAAGACACGGUAGCCAAGAUUGCAUCGACAUAUGGCCACACCAAUAUCCUGGAAUACUGGCGCAAACUCCGGGGCGAGAAGAUUCUGUUUGACAAUCAGGUCCUAGUGGGGCCAACUAAGAUGGGUCAUGCCGAUGUGCUGGAGUGGUGGAAGCAGAGUGGAUUAAAAGUGGAAUACAAGACUUGCGACAUUGAGGAAGCGUUGGAAGAUGGCGUGGAGGGAGACAGGGGAGACGCAGUGAUGCGGUGGUGGGCUUUGAACGGACUAAACCUCGGAGUAGGGACGAGCGAAUGGAUGAAGGUCAAGGUUCUGGGAUCAUAGACAUUACUGCAUAGCGAGCAAUUAAUCUGACAAUAAGCG
Molecule: messenger RNA, 1785 nt
Organism: Pyrenophora tritici-repentis Pt-1C-BFP
Lineage: Eukaryota; Fungi; Ascomycota; Dothideomycetes; Pleosporales; Pleosporaceae
Product: Dfp, Phosphopantothenoylcysteine synthetase-decarboxylase
Biological process (GO): coenzyme A biosynthetic process
Cellular component (GO): phosphopantothenoylcysteine decarboxylase complex
Molecular function (GO): FMN binding; phosphopantothenoylcysteine decarboxylase activity
Source: RefSeq, a predicted model, not a curated record